AUGGCCAAGUUUCCCGCCUCCCUGCUGCCCCUCCUGAAGGAACUCACCUAUCGUGGGUGCCCCUCCCCUCCUCCUCAGGUCACAUUUGCAGGGAUUGCCAUGGCAAGUUAUCAGCGACGACGCUCGAUUCAGAUUCUGAAAAUCAAUGAUGAUGGUUGGCAGCUUGAACACGAAGAGCUACAACGCAUCCUCCUCGACGAGCGUGUCAAGGACAAGCCGGUCGUGGUGAUAUCCAUAGCCGGAGCGUGUCGCCAGGGCAAGUCUUUCCUCAUGAACUUCUUCCUCCGGUACAUGUACCGAAAAGAAAAGGAGAACUGGAUUGGACACCCAGGUGAACCUCUUCGAGGCUUCGGGUGGAAGCACAGCAGGGAACGUCAAACAUCUGGCAUUCACCUAUGGAACGAAGUAUUCCUGGUUCCCACAUCUGACGGUCAAGAGGUGGCUGUGCUGUUCAUGGACACGCAGGGGCUGUUUGACAGCAAGUCGACACUGCCUGAGAGUACCACCAUCUUUGCGCUAAGCGUCAUGAUGAGUUCAGUGCAGAUCUACAACAUUCUUCAGGAUGUCCGAGAAGACCACCUUCAGGUUCUCGAAUUUGUCACCCAAUAUGGCCAACUGGCGCAAAAGGAAGCGACGGGAAAGCCCUUUCAGAGACUCGUGUUCCUGGUGCGAGACUCAAACGACGGAACCUACGGGGCAGAUGCUGGCCGCUCACUCAUCACAGAGCGUUUGCAAGCAGCAACAGACCGGAAACCUGAGGUCCGGCAACUGCGAAAGUACAUAAGCAACAACUUUACCGACAUCGAUUGUUUCCUCAUGCCGUAUCCUGGAAGUAAGGUGGCAACAGAACAUUCGUACGAUGGUUGUCUGAAGGAUAGUGAUCCACAGUUCAAGAAUCAUCUGCAGGACUUUGUCCCUUGGAUAUUAGGGCCGGAGAAUCUGGUUGUCAAGAAGAUAAACGGCAAGGCAAUAUCUUGUCAGGAGCUCCUUACCUACAUUAAGGCUUACGUGCAAGUGUUCAGAAAUGGUGAAGUGCCCAAGCCAAAAUCCAUGCUCCAGGCGACGGCUGAAGCAAGCCACCUGACCGCAAAGGACAGAGCGACGAAAGUGUACAUGACAGCGAUGUCCAAUGUACCACAUGGAGACCUUGAAAUGCUUCAAAAUGCUCAUGAGCUUGCGCUGGCCAGAGCGCAAGAUUUUUUCGACGGCAUACAAAAGAUUGGUGGUUGCGACAUUUCCAAGGCCUACCUCGACACGUUGGUCAAUGAACUGCAAGAUCACUUUGAUCGUCAAUACAGGAAAGAACAAGCUUGGCUUGACAAACAGCUUGCGGAAGAGCAGACGAGGCGCGAGCAGGACGCCGAGGAGCAGAAGGAGAAGCAGAUGGAGGUCGAGAACGAGUUGACGGAGGCGUGGACUCAGGCCGACAAGGAGAAGGCCGAGAAGGAGCAGCUCAAGGAGGAAAUGGAGGGCCUGAAGCAGCUCUAUACGGAGAAAGUGGAUUCUUUGAACAAAGGAAAUGAGAGCCUGAAGAAAGAUAACGAAAAUUUGACUAAGAUAUUGACAGGUUCGCGCAUCAACCUUACGUACUUCCUCCAGAUGGCCAUGGCACCGGUGGCUGUACACGACAUCGACAACUUCACCGGAUCAUGCGGGAACGGACAGUCCCUGUUCAUAAGAGCCAUCGCCACAGGCUCCAGUUGA
Messenger RNA from Rhipicephalus microplus (southern cattle tick), 1704 nucleotides. RefSeq names its product atlastin-1. The record is from RefSeq and is a predicted model, not a curated record. Lineage: Eukaryota; Metazoa; Arthropoda; Arachnida; Ixodida; Ixodidae. Gene Ontology annotation, molecular function: GTPase activity; GTP binding.